UAUUGACGGAGAGAAAGGAGGAGUUAAAUUUAUUUAAAAAAAUGGAGGAAGAAAUAAAGAAGAACGAAGAAGCUGCUAUUUUAGUGGAUAAUUGUAAUAAUAAAAAAGGUUCUCAUUUUUUAAAAUAUAACAAUUUUGUUGAAGAAGGCGAUACAGUUAUUAUUUAUGUUAAUCCUGGUACUAAAUAUUCUAUUGUUGUCAAAAGAGGCAAAACUAUACACAUGAAAUAUGGUGCUUUAAGACAUGAAUUUUUAAUUGGAAAACGUUAUGGAACUCCAAUAUCUGCCACAGCCGGUUAUGUUUACAUUUUACGCCCUUCUCCACAUUUAUGGACUCAAACAUGUCCAAAACGUACCCAAAUUUUGUAUACUCCGGAUAUUGGAACAAUAAUUUUACUUUUGGAUAUUAAACCAGGCUCUAUUGUUUGUGAGACGGGGACAGGAAGUGGUUCUCUAACUCAUGCUUUAGCAACAACUGUUGGGCCUAAAGGAAAAGUUUAUUCUUAUGAUAUUGAAGCUGAACGUGUUGAGGCUGUUAAAGCAGAAAUUGAGGCUCACGGACUCUCCUCCAUUGUUUCCAUAAAUUGCCACAACAGUUGCUCCGACAAUGGCUUCCCUCCUGAAAUUUCAAAUAAAUGUGAUGCUUUAUUUCUUGAUUUACCUUCUCCAUGGUUGGCUGUACAAGCUUGUGUUGAAGCUUUAAAUCCAAAUAAAUUUGGCCGUCUAGUUUCUUUUUCUCCAUGUAUUGAACAAGUACAACAAAUGGUACAAACAAUGGAGAAGAGUGGAUUUAUUAGUAUCGAAACUAUUGAAAUUGUUCCAAGGAAAUUAAAAGUUUGUUUAAAGUUAAAAUUAAGAGGGUUCAGGUUUUAACUGGGAUCAACUCCCGACUAUUGGAGAGACCUUUUUGGGUUAUCAGGGUCGUGGACGAAUCUUUCCUCUCCAGAGACCUGCCUCUGACUUUAGACGGGGACCGCAGUCUUCGGGCUGUUGACUCCUAUAUAAGCAAAACCCCAAGUCCUCGG
This is a messenger RNA of Meloidogyne enterolobii, 1024 nucleotides long. The record is from the annotation of a GenBank genome assembly. NCBI's taxonomy places the organism in Eukaryota, Metazoa, Nematoda, Chromadorea, Rhabditida, Meloidogynidae.